This is a messenger RNA of Oxyura jamaicensis (ruddy duck), 1737 nucleotides long. It is a transcript of the gene NPS, whose product is annotated as neuropeptide S. The transcript is spliced from 4 exons. The record is from RefSeq and is a predicted model, not a curated record. Lineage: Eukaryota; Metazoa; Chordata; Aves; Anseriformes; Anatidae. Gene Ontology annotation, biological process: neuropeptide signaling pathway; positive regulation of synaptic transmission, GABAergic; positive regulation of synaptic transmission, glutamatergic. Gene Ontology annotation, cellular component: extracellular region. Bases 121 to 444 code for a protein of 107 amino acids.
UGGGAAAGGGAAGUACACAACCAUUUAUUUAUCUGUGCGUGGUUUGUGGCUACCUGACUGCUGCUGGCGCUGCCUUCUCUCUAUCUGAAGACCUUACUGCUUUGUACUUCCUAGAAUUAAAUGCAGCUACAUCAGGAGACUGAAUGUUCCAGUCUAUGCAGGUUAAACCUUCUUUUCAUCCUAUGGAUCUCAACGACACUUGUGUGCUCGGGUUACCCAAUUGUCCCCUCCAUGAGCAGCAAUCCUUUUUAUUUGAGUUGCCAGCUGUAUGGAAAAUCUGAUUACUGCCUCGUCCUGCUGAAUAGCUGCUUAGCCAAGGUGGGCAGGAGCGAAGAACUGGCUCUUUUAAAGCCUUACCUGGAGAUGCCUAUCAAUAAACGGUCCUUUCGCAAUGGUGUUGGAUCAGGAAUUAAAAAAACUUCCUUUCGAAGAGCAAAGUCAUAAACAAGUGCUCCGAACCAUACUCUUGAUUUCAGCAUCUGAUGCUUAACUUUGUGCUUAAAACCAUUUUACUGCUUUUCUCUGAUAAAGCUAAGAGAGACAAAUGUACCCAUGUCUUCAUCUUGUAAACAGAUGUUUAUUUCAAAGAGCACAAGCCAAGUGGAGCAGAUGGAAUUGCUCAGAACAGGCUUUGUUUCCAAAGUUACAGUAUCAUAAAGUUUUGUAUGGAAAUGAAUGUUUUCAUUCAGUUAAUUCCCCUUCUUUGUAAAGCGACAGAUUUAAUCAGCUUGCUCUUGAUUAAUACAAAAAUAGCCCUGUGCUUUGCCUGUCAGGGUGCACGCAGCCUGCCCGCAGCACCUACAGCAUUGCUACCAUCACCUGCACCCGGCAUCCCCGUCCCAAACCCAUUUUCUUGCAGAUAGCUGCCCUGCCAGCCUUAGUGCACAUUUAAAGGACAUCUAAUUUCAGAUUUCCUAAAGGUAUUUGGGGCCAAUGGUGAAAGACAGAAUCUGGCCCUGCUUGUAACUUCUUGUUUCUUUUUAAUAUAGUUAUUUAAAAUGACUUUACAGGGAUAAUCUCUUGAUAUGUGUCAUCUCAUUUCCAGAAGAGUCCUGGGAAAUUACUGUAAGGCAGGGUAUCUGUGCAGCUCCCUUUUCCUCAAUUAAUUGACUUAGGUAGGCAAUGCACAUCUGAAAUCAUGAAAAACAUGAAAUGAGCCAAAUGUGGUUUCUGCUCAUCAGCUGAAGUUGUGGUGCAGUGAUUAACAAGACUCUUUUUAAAUUUCCUGUUAAGAAUAAUACUCAAAAAAAAAAAAAAAAAAAAAAGGAAAGUAAUUUGAUCUGAAAAUAUGUAAGUGCUGUGUGCAGGAAAGUUCGUCUGCUGAGUUAUGAACAUGCGAGUUAUACCUUGUGGCUAUCUCCUCCAAAUGCAGUGUAACGAGCUGUAACCUUGCUUUGAAAAUGUUGCAGUGUCCAUGCAACGCAUUUUGAAUUCAAAGCUAAGAUAAUAAACAAGUAUAUGGAUCCUUUCUAAUAUUUCCUGGUUAAAUAUCACGAUGUAGGAGAUCAUUAUUCAACCCAGAAUGAGGUCAGGUGGCAUCAUCGACUCCACGCCGCUGAUGGCAUCCCCGUUCCAUGCAUGUUGCACCCCUCAGCCCAUGGAGAAAGGUGACAUGAGAACGGAGCAGUGUGAGCGUGGUUAUGGCUUUCCUGGACAGCAGGAGAUCAAGCACGCUCCUCUCUGCACACGUUCACGCUGAAAUGGCUGAAGCAUCGUGCUUUUAAAACCUGCUCAAAC